AUGAACAAUAUUGAGCCUUAUUUUAGGACAGAGCAAAAAGAUGAUGUUGCAAAUGCAUUCAUCACUAGAAGAGGCUCCAGUAAAAAUGAGAAUGAACGCAGUGGACAAGCAAAUUUCACUACUGCCUAUACGACACCUGGACCGAAGGAAAGAAAUUCGAGUGAAAUGAAAAAAGCCAAUUUAGGAGUAAUGCUGGGUGUAUAUUUGCCAACAAUCCAACAUAUUCUUGGAGUAACAAUGUUCAUACGACUGGCAUGGAUAGUUGGGAUAGCUGGCAUAAUAGAUACUAUGAUUUUGCUACUACUUUGCUGCUUAUGUACAUUGUUGACAAGCAUUUCAUUAUCAGCCGUAGCAACAAAUGGUAUUGUGGAAAGCGGAGGAGUUUAUUUUAUGAUCUCGAGAAAUUUGGGGUCAGAAUUUGGCAGUGCUGUGGGUAUUUUGUUCUAUUUAGCGAAUACAGUCGCAUCGUCGAUGUAUCUAAUUGGCGGAAUUGAAGUGAUGCUGCUCUACAUUUUUCCAUCUUUAACUAUUGGUGGUAACAAUGUGCACUCUGACACCGGAAUGUGGGGAAUGAUGUCACAUAAUUAUCGCAUAUACGGUUCAAUACUUCUUCUACUGGAAGUGAUAAUCGUCGCUAUGGGUGUACGAUUUGUGCAGCUCCUUGCACCGGUAUCUCUAUUCGUCGUAAUUGUUUCUAUACUAGCAUGCUUUGCGGGCGGUAUCGAAAAAGCGAUUCAUCAAAACGGCCAGCAGUAUGCUUUUAUCAAACUUUCAUUCAUUAUGACCAAUCGUGUAUGCAUGCUGAACGAACAACUUCUUCAAUCACGAAUAUUUUUUCCGCAUGGCGCCGAUCUGUCUACUGUUUGCAAACGAUGUGUUAAAUCUGAAGAGUACAUUUUACUUCGCUCUAAUUUUCAUUCAUGUAUCUCAGAUGACUUCUGCAACAGUACAACGGCAUCCUUUUGUACACACUUCACAGCAUCAACCCUGACAUGCACCAAUGCAUUUCCUGGCAUCAAUGCACAAACUUUUUACGAUAAUAUGAAGCGGAUGUAUAUGGAAGCAGGCGAAUCUUAUCCAAACAUACCGGCUGAUGAUACCGGAUUAGAAGUUUCUCAGGAUUUUCGCACAAGCUUUUUCAUCUUGCUUGCUAUUUACUUUCCAGCUGUCACUGAUAUUAUGACCGGAACAAAUAUGAGCGGUGACUUAAAAGAUUCGCAAAAGUCGAUUCCGUAUGGUACAAUCGCCGCAACAUUAACAACAUCCGCAAUUUAUUAUGCCUUAGCUUUACUAUUCGGUGCCUCAAUCAUUGGACCAGUUCUACGUGACAAAUAUGGACGAAGCUUGGAUAGUUCAAUGAUUGUAGCCCUGUUGUCUUGGCCCUCGCCGUGGAUUGUUAUCACUGGCUCUUUUUUGUCCACAUUUGGUGCUGCUUUACAGUGCUUAUGUAGUGCACCACGCUUAUUACAAUCAAUUGCUAAAGAUGAUGUUAUACCAGCAUUGGCACCGUUUUCCAAAGUUACAAGAACUAAUGAACCAUUUCUUGGCUUGCUGAUAACAGCGCUAAUAGCAGAAUUUGCUAUAUUGCUUGGUGCGGUGGAUAAAAUUGCUGAAGUAUUGGAUUUUUUCUUUUUGAUGUGUUACGCAUUUGUGAACUUAAUUUGCGCGCUACAUUCACUAUUGAAAGCACCAAACUGGAGACCGCGAUUUCGUUACUAUCACUGGUCCUUAUCACUUACCGGUGCAGCUCUGUGUUUCUUUAUAAUGUUUGUAUCACAAUGGCAGUAUGCAGUACUUUCAAUCAUUUUAACUUUUGUUAUCUACAAAGCUAAGAAGGAAUGGGGUGAUGGAAUACGAGGUUUGGCAUUAUCAACAGCGCAGUAUAGUUUGCUAAAAGUUGAGGACAAAGAUCCACAUCCGAAAAACUGGCGGCCACAAUUGCUUGUUCUUGUGUAUGAUACUUGGUCCAAAGGUAUCAUUGAUAAGCAGAAUGUUAAUUUAAUUAAUUUGGCUGGACAGUUAAAAGCAGGGCGUGGUUUAGCUAUUGUGGUGGCGCUCAUAAAAGGUUCUGUUUGGAAUUAUGACGAUAGACAGAAAGCUGAAAAGGUGAAGGAAAGUAUUCAACAAAAUAUGUCACGAGUUCAUUUGCGUGGUUUCGGCAAAACGUUACUUUUUGAUGAAAAUCAGAUGGACGGAUGUUUUACGACAUUGUUUCAAAGUAUUGGUAUCGGUGGUUUGAAACCCAACACUGUGUUAAUGAAUUGGCCUGAAAGAGAGGAGGAAAAUGCAAUCUUUACCGUGGAGUUAGUUGAAGCUGUAGCAAAUGGUGAAUGUAUAAUGUUGGCAAAAGGUAUCACAGCAUUUCCAUCAUCCUCCAGUGAUCGGCUAAUGGGUUACAUUGAUAUCUGGUGGAUUUUACAUGAUGGCGAUCUGCUUAUGUUGACUGCAUUUCUUCUCAAACAACAUAAGGUAUGGCGAGGAUGUAAACUAAGAAUUUUCGCAAUUGCUGAAAUAUCAGAAAAGAAUGUUGAAUUGAAAGCAACGCUGCAAAAAUAUAUUUAUAUGUUACGCAUCGAUGCAACAGUUUUUAUAGUGAAUGACAAAGUGAAUGAAAAUGAUGUAUCGGAAACUUCGAGUGGACAAACCCUGAUGAUUACCAUCAAAGAAAGAAAAUUUGGGAACAAAAACAAAAAAUCCGAUAAAAGUGUUGCUGAUGAGGAUAAUGUAAUACAAGCAGUAACAACUUUUACCCAGAAUGGUUCAUCUUCAUUUUCAAUGGGUUAUUUAUCGGUUUACAAUCAAGGCGAAAAAGACUUUCAUGAUGAUGAAAACUGGGAGGAAAAAUUGGAAACAGUAAAACGUUUCAACGAUGUUAUCGUGAAAAAUUCGAAAGAUUCACAAUUGGUCCUUUUGAGUCUUCCUCGCCCACCGAUCAGUAAGGAAAAAAUAUUGUCGCAUUAUAUGUUUGCCAUCGAUUCACUCACUCUGAAUCUUCAGCGAAUUCUUUUCAUUGGUGGUAGUGGCAAAGAAGUUGUGACAAUCAAUUCCUGA
Acanthocheilonema viteae is the source of this 3051-nucleotide messenger RNA. Lineage: Eukaryota; Metazoa; Nematoda; Chromadorea; Rhabditida; Onchocercidae. The record is from the annotation of a GenBank genome assembly.